CUUGAUCAUGUGACUGGUCAAAAUGGCCGCGCCCGUGAAAAAUUUGACGUGUCAAAAUUUAUAGAUUUUCUUCGGAUUUCGGGCAUAUUUACGCUAUUUCUCCUACUCUUUACAAUGUGCACUUGAGGCAGAUUUGUCGGACAACGCAAUCAAAGUUCAAAACCUGCCAUCUCAGCAAGCAAAAAAUGGGGACUAGUAAGAUCUUGGCAAGCGCAGCAACAUCAGCAUCAUAUAACAUGAUGUUUCAGUUGAUGUUCCGCCUGAUGACUUUUGUUUUGAAUGCUUACAUCUUACGCCAUGUGUCAAAGGAGUUCCUGGGUGUUGUCAAUGUCAGGUUGAUCCUACUGUACACAACAAUCCUAAUGAUUGUGCGUGAGGCAUUCAGGAGAGCAUGUUUGAGUAAGACUCAGGACAGGAAGUGGCAGCAGGUCAUUAACCUCUUAUGGUGCAUUUUGCCCAUCAGUGUUUUUGUUGCCUCAUUUUUUGCUUACAUCUGGUAUUACAUCCUGGAGAAACCCGACCCUGAUUUGGUGCCAAACUAUGGGAUAGCAGUCAUCUGCUUUGCGGUAUCGACUGUGAUAGAGAAUCUAGCUGAACCUUUGUGGGUGAUUAGCCAGGCAUUCCUGUUUGUCCGACUCAGGGCAAUCGUGGACGGAAUAUGUCUGGCUUUGCGUGUUUUACUCACUGCCGUUGCGGUAACAUAUUUUCCACACUGGGGUCUGUUUGGCGCCUGCUGUGCACAUAUAAUCAGCACUGUUGUGUACCCUGUCAUCUACUAUGGUUAUUUCAUAUACUACCUGUCAACACAUCAGAAAGAGAUUGAGACCGACAAGUUCCCUCUCAGAUCCUGGAAAGAUUUUCUACCAAAGCAAACUAAUGGCCAGCCACUGUUCAAUGCUGGUCUUGUCAAGUUAACAUGGAGUUUCUUCAAACAAACCGUCCUCAAACAGCUACUCACAGAAGGUGAGAGAUAUGCCAUGACCAUCUUCAACAUCCUGUCAUUCAGCGAUCAAGGCAUGUAUGACGUUGUCAACAACCUCGGUUCACUGGUAGCCCGGUUUGUUUUCUUUCCGAUCGAGGAUAGCGGCUUCCUGUUCUUUACUCAGAGUUUUACCAGAGGAGUACCAAUCAAAGAUCAGAAUAAGGAGUCAGUUACCCUGGCGUGUCGAGUGCUCGAGUCUCUGCUGACCUUGGUUGUCUUGAUCGGUGUCACUUUCCUCGCCUUUGGUUAUCCGUAUUCCUACCUUCUGCUCGAUAUUUAUGGGGGGGAGAAUCUCAGCUCUGGAUCAGGCCCGACCCUAUUGCGAUGGUAUUGUGUCUACGUCCUUAUCAUCGCUGUCAACGGAGUGACAGAGUGUUUUGUCUUUGCUGCCAUGAGUCAAAAGGAAGUCGACAAAUAUAAUCACAAAAUGCUGCUGUUCUCCAUCAUCUUCCUGCUGUCUUCAUACUAUCUUGGGAAACAUCUUGGAGGAGUUGGGUUCAUCCUAGCAAACUGUCUGAAUAUCGCAGCGAGAGUUGCUCAUAGUGUCUAUUACAUUCACCAUUUCACCAAAGACAGUGAUCACUACCCACUACGUGGAAUGUUUCCAUCGAUGCCAGUCAUGAUAUGCUACAUUGGAUCAUUUCUCAUUACAUUUUACUCAGAGAGAUUUUUCUGCUGUGACUCAGGUUGGGUAACGCGUCUUGUCCACAUCGGAGUGGGAGGUGUGUGUCUUCUUGUUGUGCUCGGUGCCAUUUUCUUGACGCAGAAAAGAUUACUGACGUUUGUUGUUGAACAGUACAAGGAGAAAAUAAUGCAUACAAAAGCUGAGUGAUGUCUUCAUAAUGGGACAAUAAAUAACUUAUGUGGUGCGUGCUUUUGUCAAUGGUUCAACAUUUGACCAGUGUCACAAUUUGUCUCUGUCUUUUCAAUAAAAUAUUUAUAUUACA
Lineus longissimus is the source of this 1929-nucleotide messenger RNA. Its product is annotated as protein RFT1 homolog. The record is from RefSeq and is a predicted model, not a curated record. Bases 186 to 1814 code for a protein of 542 amino acids. The transcript has 12 exons. NCBI's taxonomy places the organism in Eukaryota, Metazoa, Nemertea, Pilidiophora, Heteronemertea, Lineidae. Gene Ontology annotation, biological process: dolichol-linked oligosaccharide biosynthetic process; glycolipid translocation. Gene Ontology annotation, cellular component: endoplasmic reticulum membrane.